ACUGAAGCUGUGAAGCUCGACUUCCUUCAUUCCCCCGCACGUGUAAGUAGUGAAACAGACUCAGUUCUGGGAGUGAAAUGCAACAAAAGAACAGCUUUAGCUUUAAAAGUGUGCUGCUCAUAUUUGGGAUAUUUUGGAAACACUGUGCCUCACAGGUGAUAAAAGAAGCAGCCAACAAGCCUCCAGAUGGGCGCGGCGGGGACGGCAGUGCCUUCUUCGCCCUGCGGAGCUGCCACCAGCAGCUGCAUGACGACGGCUGGCGAGUUCUUCUCCCCGGACUACCUGUGCUCCAACCCGCCUCUGUGGUGCAACUGGACCAUCCAGGUGGAUCCUGCAAAGAGGAUCCACCUGCACCUGGAGGACCUGACCCCCGAUGACUCCUGCCACCUCAAAAACGACCAGAUCCACAUGGACGAGCCCGCCGGACAUUAUCAGGGUGACAAUGUCCUGCAGAAGUGCUGGCGUGAGGCCAAGUACACGUCCUCCUCCAACACGCUGUAUGUGGUGCUGCUGAUCGGCGGCUGGCCCAGCCCGCCCUACAGGGGCUUCUACGGCCGCUACCAGGCGUUUGGACCCCCGAGAGUUUACAACCCUCAGGAGGGAUCACCAGAGACAAACAGGAAGUCCCAGGCGUCUCCUGGACUCGUGGACUUCAUUGAGCUUGUUGAGGAGGCAGAACAUCCUUCAUAUGAUUAUUUAACUCAACCUUCAGCCGCUACGACUAAACCGCCCUGGAAGCCCGAGGAGGCCGCACGCACUGAGGUGGGUGAAAUCCACCAUCCGGCCUCGAGGAACUCCAGCCUGUCCACAGCCGUGCCCACAGCCCCCCCCACAGCCGUGCCCACAGCGGCAGCAUCCACUCAGGGCUCCUCUCGCCCGGGAAGAGGUGUCGCUCACACCCCUUCAGGCCCGUCUGUCUCGACCGUCCCUCCUGAAUCUCCGCAGCAGAGACACGACGGUCAGAACCAGGCGCUCAAACCCACCACGAGCAGCCCAACGACUAAUGUGCAGGAAGCGUCGACGCAUCGAGAGGAAGCUGCUGUUCCAGAGGAGGAGAAGUCUGCAGACGGGGAGAACAGGAUGGAGGUCGGCGAGGUCUCGGAUCAACUUCCUGCCACCUCUGAAGCACCAGAACCAGAGGAGCCUCAUCCUCAGCCCAACAUGGUGGAGCCGCUCUCAGACCACAGAGGGCAGCUCGACCUUAGAAAUGACUCUGAGGUUUCACAUCUUCCUGGAGAUCACCUGUUUGAAGUGGCUGUUGAAGUGAACUUCAGUCAGGAUGCGGAGGAGAGCUGGGACAACCUGGCCAUGUCCCUGCUGCUGUCAGUGGAGGCGUUGAUCAGCAAGCGGCUGGAGGCUCUGCCCACGCCGCUGUCCAUGUCUUCUGAGAGAAUCAAAAGGCUGAGUGCAGGAGUGCUGUACAUCCUCUGGCUGCAGAUCGGACAGGGGCCUGGAGGUCUGCAGGUCCACAGGACCGUCCACGCCGCCCUGCAGGGCCUCAUCGCCACGCGAAUCGGCGGCCGAGAAAACCGCAAGAAGGCCAUGAUCCUCUCCGUGUCGACUGCAGAUGUAAACGAGUGCGAGACCCAGCUGGUGAGGUGUCACGUUAACGCAGACUGCGUGAACCGCUUCGGAUCGUACUCGUGCCGCUGCAGGCCGGGCUUCCAGGACGAGUCCCCCCCGGGGUCAGGAGGCACCGUCUGCGCUGGUGCUGCGGCUGCAGGUUGCAGCUCAGGCCUCUCCGCUGAGACUAAAGGCGUCUACGUGCUUUUCUUCCUGCUCAGCUCCCUCAUCCUGAUGCUGCUGGGGGCGGCCUGCCUGCUGUACCACCGUCACCGCCGGGGGGGCUUCCUAGUCCGGUGCCACAGCAGCAUGCCUCCGCCUGACCCCAACAACAACCACCAUCAUCAUCAUGAUGACAGCUGCUCCAGACCCGUUGACCUGCCCCCCCCACCGCCCCCCUCCCGGGGCUCCAGGGAGGGCUGGCCCCAGGUGAAGGAGCGCUGCCCGGCCGUGGACCUGCCGCUGCUGCGCUUCAGCCCGCUGCUGCCGCCGGACAUGGAGCCGCAGGAGGGCAGGAAGAUGUGAAGAACCGCGUCUCCGUCUUUUCAUUCUGUUUUCUCAUUCUGUCCACGGUUUGAAUUAAACUCGCAACAAAACAG
This is a messenger RNA of Cottoperca gobio, 2162 nucleotides long. RefSeq lists its product as uncharacterized. Gene Ontology annotation, molecular function: calcium ion binding. The record is from RefSeq and is a predicted model, not a curated record. Bases 187 to 2088 code for a protein of 633 amino acids. NCBI's taxonomy places the organism in Eukaryota, Metazoa, Chordata, Actinopteri, Perciformes, Bovichtidae. The transcript has 10 exons.